AUGGCCGAGAAGCAAACAGCUGAACAGGCGGGCAGCAGCCGGCGCUUGGGGAUUGGCUGCGCCGUCGGCCGGCAUGAGGACACGACCAGGACGCAGGCACGCAGACGAGACGUCGGGUCGUCCCCCAUCACACAGGCACUGGGCGGCUUCCCGGGGACCGUACACGAGAUUGGACAAGACCAGGCUGGGAGCUCCAAGUGGCAGGUACCUGGGCAGCCAAGCACCCGAGCACACAAGCACCCCACCCCAGGCUUGUCAGCCGUUGCCUGCUGCCGAGCUGCGGAGACAAAGUGUCAUCGAUCCAAGGCGGGAAACCUUACGAGGCAGACUGGUCCGCCUCUUGGGCCGACGCACGCCGGGUCCCGGCGCGGAGAGGGGCCAUGAUGUUCUUGGGCAGGCCUGAU
Messenger RNA from Gaeumannomyces tritici R3-111a-1, 404 nucleotides. RefSeq lists its product as hypothetical. The transcript has a single exon. The coding region runs from base 1 to 384 and encodes 127 amino acids. The record is from RefSeq and is a predicted model, not a curated record. Lineage: Eukaryota; Fungi; Ascomycota; Sordariomycetes; Magnaporthales; Magnaporthaceae.